AUGGCUACACAAGACAAAAGUUUGCGAGAAACUUCGGUGAAUUUCAUGUCAUAUUAUUAUACCGCCCUGGCGAUAAGUAUUCCGGAGUCGUUCGAUUGGGGAGCACGUCCAGUCGUCUCAAGAUCAGAGGACUGGGCCGUCGAUGCAUGGAGCAACAUGGACAAUAGCGACGGCACAAAUUCCAGCCUCACGGCACUUCCAGAUCAAAACAGCGCUGGAACAGAGGAAUGGGGUUAUGCCUCUUCCCAAGCGCCUCCAUCUAUGCCAGAUACGACAUUUACUACCAUCGGAGAUAUCACUUUUCCGUCUACGCCAGACACAGCUCAUCCGGAAACCGAGAACUGCUUCACAUUCCUACCAUCCAUAUCGGUUCAAGGCAGCCCGAGCGAAAAGUGUGACUGCGGGACGACGACCGCAGCGUUGACAACCCAGGGAUCCAGCACUGGCUGCGCGCUCAGCAAUACCAUCUUCGCGAUAAACCAGUUUCCAGUCAACACAGGGAUCGUCACCUCAUCUGCUACCCCGGCUCCCGUGGUGACACCGUCACAGCCAACUCCGACACGAGCGUUUGAGAUUAUGUUCAAACACGGUUUAGUCGACGGGAUACAGCUCGACGCUUGGACAGUCUACUCGCACGCCAUCGGUCAAGCCACCAAGAUAGAUGCCUGCAAUGGAGGAUUUUGGGAGGAUUCUGCCGGCGACACCGUCAGCUUCCCGAGCAGCCUAGGCGUUUUCACCGAUGCUCCAUACAGCGGAUGCAGGUACGAAGGUCCCACGACCGCUCCUGGUAGCGUCUCCUGUCCGGAUAUGGCCUCAUGGACCACAUGCAGCGCAGCGACUUCGUCGACGCAGGCUUGUGACAACGGCGCCGGGGAAGACACGUUUAUCGCGCAGGCGGAAUGUGAGUUCUGA
Molecule: messenger RNA, 912 nt
Organism: Letharia columbiana
Lineage: Eukaryota; Fungi; Ascomycota; Lecanoromycetes; Lecanorales; Parmeliaceae
Exons: 4
Coding region: 1-912 (303 amino acids)
Source: RefSeq, a predicted model, not a curated record